Pseudonaja textilis is the source of this 5312-nucleotide messenger RNA. NCBI's taxonomy places the organism in Eukaryota, Metazoa, Chordata, Lepidosauria, Squamata, Elapidae. The record is from RefSeq and is a predicted model, not a curated record.
CGCAGGGAAUAUGGCGCCCAAUAUGUCUAACGAAAGGAAGGUGCCGAUCCGCCGUGGGGAAGUGGCUUAAGGAGAGCCGCCAAGCCUCGCUCAUCUCCGUGGAGUUGCGGACGUGGAGACGUCUCUCGCAGGCCGCCUGCUCGAGAGGAAACAUCUCUGCGACUUUCUCCUGGAGGGUUUAAACGCCGCUGUUUUCAGAAGACGCCUGUGACUUCCCGGAAUAUCGCUCGCUUUUCUCAGUGGUUCUCAUUAAGAGCCGCCGUUUCCCCUCCGAACAAGCUUCCUUGCCUGUCGGAGGUCCCUGCCGCCUCUCCUUCUCCGGUGCAGCUGGAGCCCCAUUGCGUUGGCCUCCUUUUCCUCUCACCAGCCUAACUUGCUGUGAAUUGAUAUCUCCAAACUUGCUUUGAACCCCUCAGGAAAAUGUCCGGGCGACCUUAAGAAGCCUUUUGAGAAGACCUGGCAGCUGGACGUACCCUUUACUUAAGUCAGAUGUUCCCUUGGUGAUUAAAUCCAAAUGGUUGCUAAGGAUCAAAAGAUUAUAAUAGAAAGUCCCCACACAAUAAGUCUGGAAAUAUUGUAAGAUUACCUGGAAGUGAUUCCGACCGGAUUUGUAGUUGGAACAUAUUCAGCUAUGAAGAUUACUUUAAUGUCCUUUUCUCCAGAUGUGAAUAGCGCUAACAAUUCAGCCUAAAAAUAUUUGGUGAUACGAUACAACUUGCUGUUAUAAAGAGGAGAAGCCUUUGCACUGCAUAACUAAAUGGCUGUAGAAAAUGUUUUAACAGUUUGAUUUGGAUGCUAAGAGCUGCUACUUAUAAGAUAAAUAUUUUAAAUACAACAAUAUAAAUCUGCCGUUCUGUAACUACCAGAGGAAAUUUUUUAAAGAAGAAAUGGUUCCUUGCUUUGUUACAUAUAAUUACAUCACAUUAUAAUCUUGAAUAUGAGGUGUAAAUAUCCGAGUCUUAGGAAUCAGUGUUACUAAGUUUCUGGUUUAAAUAAUUCCUUAAGUUGAUCAUACACAUUUUUUACAUUUAUUUUUCUAUUUUUAAAUGGGUAAUAGUGCCUCUGGAUGUUUCUUCAGGUUGUUUUAAGAUUCACUGUCAAAAAUGCUUUCUUACAAAAAACUUGUCAAAAAAGGAAGAAUUGAAAGUACUUUUGUAAAGACUGCUAAAGAGGAUGAUGAUAUGUGUUUGAUUUUCACCAAAAUUUAGUACUUCAUCAUGAACAGAAAGAAAGGAGACAAAGGGUUUGAGAGCCCAAGACCUUAUAAAUUAACCCAUCAGGUGAUUUGCAUCAACAGCAUAAAUUUUCAGAGAAAAUCUGUUGUUGGCUAUGUGGAGCUGACAAUAUUUCCAACAGUUGCAAACUUGAAUAGAAUUAAGCUGAACAGUAAGCAAUGCAGGAUAUAUAGAGUUAGAGUCAAUGAUUUGGAAGCAGCUUUUAUUUAUAAUGACCCAACACUGGAAGUUUGUCACAGUGAGUCAAAACAGCGAAAUCUCAACUACUUUUCCAAUGCCUAUGCUGCUGCAGUCAGUGCUGUGGAUCCAGAUGCUGGAAAUGGAGAGUUGUGUAUUAAGGUGCCAUCAGAGCUUUGGAAGCAUGCUGAUGGUACAGUACAAGAAUUAAAAGUGUUAAAGAUACACAUCAACUUUUCUUUGGAUCAACCAAAAGGAGGUUUACAUUUUGUGGUACCUAAUGUGGAAGGCAGCUUGGCGGAAAGAGGCGCCCACGUUUUCUCUUGUGGUUAUCAAAACUCUACAAGGUUCUGGUUUCCUUGUGUUGAUUCAUAUUCAGAACUCUGCACAUGGAAACUGGAAUAUACUGUCGACGCCACAAUGGUGGCAGUCUCAAACGGUGAUUUAGUGGAAACUGUGUACACUCACGAUAUGAGAAAGAAGACUUUCCAUUAUAUGCUGCCAAUACCCACUGCUGCAUCUAACAUCUCCUUGGCUAUUGGACCAUUUGAAAUUCUUGUCGAUCCAUACAUGCACGAGGUCACCCAUUUUUGUUUACCCCAACUUCUUCCCCUGCUCAAACAUACUACAUCAUAUCUCCAUGAAGUAUUUGAAUUCUAUGAAGAGAUACUUACUUGUCGUUACCCUUACUCCUGCUUCAAAACAGUUUUUGUAGAUGAGGCCUAUGUUGAAGUAGCUGCUUAUGCUUCUAUGAGCAUCUUUAGCACGAACCUUUUGCACAGUGCCAUGAUAAUAGAUGAGACUCCUCUAACCAGGAGGUGCUUGGCUGAAGCCCUAGCCCAGCAGUUCUUCGGCUGCUUUAUAUCUAGAAUGUCUUGGUCAGAUGAGUGGGUAUUAAAGGGAAUCUCUGGUUAUAUUUAUGGUCUUUGGAUGAAGAAAACCUUUGGUGUUAAUGAAUAUCGUCACUGGAUUAAGGAGGAACUAGACAAAAUAGUGGCGUAUGAAUUAAAGACCGGUGGCGUCUUACUGCAUCCAAUCUUUGGUGGAGGGAAAGAAAAGGAUAACCCUGCAUCCCAUUUACACUUUUCUAUAAAACAUCCUCACACAUUAUCUUGGGAAUAUUAUACCAUGUUUCAAUGCAAGGCCCACCUAGUUAUGAGACUGAUAGAAAAUAGAAUAAGCAUGGAGUUUAUGUUACAAGUUUUUAACAAAUUGCUGAGUCUUGCUAGCACCGCUUCUUCCCAGAAGUUCCAGUCUCAUAUGUGGAGUCAAAUGCUGGUGUCUACAUCUGGGUUUUUGAAAUCCAUUUCCAAUGUGUCUGGCAAAGACAUUCAACCUUUAAUUAAGCAGUGGGUAGAUCAAAACAGUGUGGUCAAAUUUUAUGGCAGUUUUGCAUUUAAUCGAAAACGAAAUGUACUCGAAUUAGAAAUAAAGCAAGACUAUACCUCUCCUGGGACACAGAAAUAUGUGGGUCCCCUCAAAGUGACAGUGCAGGAGCUUGAUGGGUCUUUCAACCACACGCUUCAAAUAGAAGAAAACAGCCUCAAACAUGAUAUACCCUGUCAUUCAAAGAGCAGACGCAAUAAGAAGAAAAAAAUUCCUUUGAUGAAUGGAGAGGAAGUGGACAUGGAUCUUUCCGCCAUGGAUGCUGAUUCCCCUUUACUAUGGAUAAGAAUAGAUCCAGAUAUGUCCGUUUUGAGGAAGGUAGAAUUUGAACAGACGGACUUCAUGUGGCAAUACCAACUCCGCUACGAGAGAGACGUGGUUGCGCAAGAGGAAUCCAUUUUGGCUCUUCAGAAGUUCCCCACGCCGGCAUCCCGGCUUGCGCUGACCGAUAUUCUCGAACAAGAGCAAUGCUUCUACCGAGUGAGGAUAAUGGCCUGCUUCUGUCUUGCAAAGAUUGCAAAUUUCAUGGUGAGUACAUGGACAGGACCACCAGCCAUGAAGUCUCUCUUCACUCGAAUGUUCUGUUGUAAAAGUUGUCCAAAUAUUGUGAAAACCAAUAACUUCAUGAACUUUCAGAGCUACUUUCUGCAAAAGACAAUGCCAGUUGCAAUGGCCUUGCUGAGAGAUGUUCACAAUCUGUGUCCUAAAGAGGUUUUAAUGUUCAUUUUAGACCUGAUCAAGUACAAUGACAACAGAAAAAACAAGGUUUUUUCAGACAACUAUUAUCGUGCGGAACUGAUUGAUGCGUUAGCAAACUCUGUAACUCCUGCAGUCAGCGUGAACAAUGAAGCCCGGACUUUGGACAAUUUAAAUCCUGAUGUGCGCCUUAUUCUUGAGGAGAUCACCCGAUUCUUAAACAUGGAAAAACUGCUACCCAGUUACAGACACACAAUUACAGUCAGCUGUUUAAAUGCAAUUCGGAUCCUGCAGAAAAACGGACAUGUUCCAAGCGAUCCUGCUGUCUUUAAAUCUUAUGCAGAAUAUGGCCAUUUUGUAGAUAUUCGAAUAGCAGCUUUGGAAGCGGUUGUUGACUAUACAAAAGUUGACCGAAGUUAUGAGGAAUUGCAGUGGCUGCUAAACAUGGUCCAGAAUGAUCCAGUGCCCUAUGUCAGACAUAAAAUAUUAAACAUGUUGACAAAGAAUCCACCAUUUACCAAGAACAUGGAAUCUCCUUUAUGCAAUGAAGCUUUGGUCGAUCAACUCUGGAAACUUAUGAAUUCAGGUACAUGCCAUGACUGGAGGCUGCGCUGUGGUGCUGUCGACCUGUACUUCACCCUGUUUGGUCUUAGCAGGCCUUCCUGUUUGCCUCUGCCAGAGCUAGGCUUGGUCCUUAACCUCAAAGAAAAGAAAGCUGUGCUGAACCCGACGAUAAUCCCUGAGCCUGGAGCAAAUGGCCCGGAACCUCCUAACAAUCCAAACUCUCUGGGUCAAAUAGUUGGCUUCCAAAGCACAGAAGAUGAUCACCUUAUUAAGGAAACAUCAAUCCUUCCCCUUCCACAUCAGCAGGGGUUGAAGAGGAAAGCUGAUACACCUCUUGGGUCUCCACUGGAACCUGGACAGAUACUUGAGAAGACCGAAGACAGCAAAGUCAAGCUCAAAAUAAGGUUUUCAAAUUCCCAAGAAGAAGAAGAGAUUGAUAUGGACACGGUUCAUGACAGUCAAGCUUUUAUCUACCAUCAUUUGAAUAUGCUGGAAAGACCAUCAACACCAGGUAAAGAACAGUCUUCCUUGGAGGCAAACAUGUUGCCAACGCCUCUGCCUUCUCUAGCUGGUUUUGCUAAAGAGUCCAGCUCUUCCAGGCAUGGUGAGCACCAUCACCACCACCACCAUGAACACAAGAAGAAGAAGAAGAAGCACAAGCAUAAGCAUAAGCACAAGCACAAGCAUGACAACAAGGAGAAGGAGAAGGAGCCCUUCACUUUCUCCAACAGCCCAGCCAGUGGGCGGUCCAUUCACUCGCCCUCCUUGUCAGACUGAGGCAAAAGAUCCUGGGAUGGGGAGAGCCUUGGUGGGUCAUCAUGAUCAAAACCAAGAUGCCACAGGAGUCCAGGACUUAGACAAGAUCCCAAGUUGCUCUUCUGUUGGUCAGAGGCGUAGUGAUCACACUCAUACCGGGGAGGAAAGAAAUGAAGGUUUAGGAAUAUUUCAAAACGUUCCUCCAGCUGCCUGCCUUAUAUUCUCAUUAAUACCUGUGUGUGUUGAACCUCAAAUGGCUGCCAUGAUGUGAAGUAAGAAUUAAAGGGAAGCCUGAUGCCCAACCUUCUCAAAAAGCUCCUAAUGCUUGGUACAACGUUGUAGAACAUAAUUUGAGCUUCCUGAAACUUUUAUAGAAAUUUUUAUUUUUAUUUUAUUUUCUUUAUAUUCCUUAAUUGUUUCAACUGUCCCACCACUUUUAAAUUCUUUGAAUGGUUGCUUGCUCAAAAGAUUUCUGUUUUUAAUGUUGAGCCUUUUUUU